CCCCUUCUUCCUCACUACCGCUCCCUUACUACCUUUCCGAUGAGAUCUCUCGCGAGAUUCCUCCAAUCCUCCACCAGAAACCUCUCCUCGUCGCCGCCGCCGGACUCACCGGAUCCGAUCACAGUCGACUCCGACGUGGUGGUGAUCCUCGCAGCGCUCUUAUGUGCUCUGAUUUGCGUCGUUGGUCUCGCCCUUGUCGCCCGCUGCGCGUGGCUCCGCCGCACACCCGCCACUGCCGAUCCCUCCGCCCCUCCAGCUCUCCCUAACAAGGGCCUCAAGAAGAAGGCUCUCCGCGCCCUCCCCAAGCUCUCCUUCGACCCUGCUUCCACCGUCCAAGGGAAGCUCGCUGAGUGCCCCAUCUGCCUGACCGAGUUCACCGAGGGCGACGAGAUCCGAAUCCUCCCCCACUGCGGCCACGGAUUCCACGUCGCCUGUGUUGACACCUGGCUUAGCUCUCACUCUUCCUGUCCUUCAUGCCGCCGUAUCCUAGUUGUCACCGCCGUUGCCCCGCCGUCUCGGUGCCAGCGAUGUGGCGCCUGUUCCGAUUCCUCCGCCGCAGCCACCGCUGAGAACGGCGCUAAGGCCCGCGAGGACGCCGACGCCAAUAGGUUCUUGCCCUAAUUAUCUUCUUCUUUUUUUUUAUUUUUAAGAAAAAUCUGGUGUGUUUGUAUAUAAGAAUGGAAUAUAGAAAUGAAAAUUUUAAAAUUAAAAAAAAAA
Messenger RNA from Dioscorea cayenensis subsp. rotundata (Guinea yam), 717 nucleotides. Its product is annotated as RING-H2 finger protein ATL8-like. NCBI's taxonomy places the organism in Eukaryota, Viridiplantae, Streptophyta, Magnoliopsida, Dioscoreales, Dioscoreaceae. The coding region runs from base 40 to 621 and encodes 193 amino acids. The transcript has a single exon. The record is from RefSeq and is a predicted model, not a curated record.